This is a messenger RNA of Odontomachus brunneus, 17829 nucleotides long. Its product is annotated as sex determination protein fruitless. The transcript is spliced from 9 exons. The coding region runs from base 11296 to 12972 and encodes 558 amino acids. Gene Ontology annotation, cellular component: nucleus. NCBI's taxonomy places the organism in Eukaryota, Metazoa, Arthropoda, Insecta, Hymenoptera, Formicidae. Gene Ontology annotation, biological process: regulation of transcription by RNA polymerase II. Gene Ontology annotation, molecular function: protein binding. The record is from RefSeq and is a predicted model, not a curated record.
UCACUACGCAAUUCGGCAAUUCGCGUUUCGACCGCUCGUCCUCUCCCCCGUCUCCCGCCCCGAUCCCUCCCGACGCGUUCACGCGACGCACGUUCGUUCGCUCCCUCGCGUUAGAUCUUGUUUUUUUCCGCCUGCAUGGCAUCGCCUGCCAUUUUGACCGGCGGCCUCCCUUCCAUUUUCUCUGUUUUCUCCGUCUCUCUUUUCCUCCUGUCUAUCUUUCAUUCUCCCAAAUCGCCGUCUCUCUCCCUCUCCCUCUCUCUCUCUUGCUGUGUCGGUUUUUUCCCCGCUGUCGUUCCCUACCCGUUCUCUACCCUCCUCCCCCCUCUUUCCCGUCUUGCCCUCCUCCUCCGCUAUCCCUGCCCCGAUAUUUGUGGAGCGUGUGCGGAUGUGUAUACACGGGUGAUCGAGAAAUUCGCACGGCUCUCGGCGCAAUGUGUGACAACGAAAGACGACGAACGGCCGACAUGGGCGACGACGACGUCGCCUGGCUCAUCGUCAUCGUCGCCGCCACCGCCGUCGCUGUCAAGCGCAACCUCCCUCCGCUUCUUCAUUGACGUGCUCUCUCGCGUGUUUAUCCGUUUCUGCGUAAUUCGUGCGUGCGCGCGGUACGGCAGAGGGCGCGGAGGGGUAAAGCGCGAGCGAGCGAGCGAGCGAGCGAGCAAGUGAGUGAGCGAGCGAGCAAACGAGCGAGCGCGAGGUGGGGACGCGCGUCGACAGAAAAAUAAUACAGGUCAGGACGUAACGUACCGCGGUAUCCCCGCGCUAGUACGCGAGUGCCUAUAUACACGAUUGUGUAUGUUUUUUUGCGUAUAUAACUGAACGCGCGUGUUUGUGCGUUCGUUCGAGGCAGUUUCUUGCACGUUUCCCGUUUCCUUUCGCGGCCGGGCCCUGCGAAGAGCCCUCUUCGAGAGAAAGAGGGAGCGAGGGGGGUGGAAGAGACAGAUACUCGGGCGGAAGAAUGGCGAAGACUUCUUUCAUGCAUGCGACUUCUGUCGCGCACAAGUCGCCGUAAUAGCCAUUGCGUUCUUAAAAUCGGUCGUUUACUGUGCGAACACACAGUAGGUUGAGGAAACGCGCGACGCCAUCAUGCUGUCACACGCGAUUAAUUAGAGAGAGAGAUAGAGAAAGACAGAGAAGUACGUAAAGGAGCGCCCGAGUCGCAUUGUUCCGAAACGAAUCUGAGAAAAAUUGUCUCUUUCAUGCGUAGCAAUUUACGCGAGACGCUUUAGCUGUCAUUUUCUUGAAGGUUCACAAAAUACACGAAGAUCUAUAGAAAAACGGCACCAGUUUUCUUUCAUUCGCUGGGCGCGAACAGGAUUGGCGUAAUAUUCUUUUUUUACUCUUGUUUUAUUAAUAUUGAGAGACACUCCAGACAUUUCUCGGAAAUAUUAUGCAGUUCGAUUCGCAACAAUACAUCUUGUGCAACGCGCUCAAGUAUAGUGUGGCCGCCCCCGUGCAGUUUUUACGUAUUCUGAAAUUUUGUUUAUGCUCACGAUCUCGAGAUCCAUUCGGGGAGCGGUCCACAACUCGUUAUUAUUUCGAGCCAAGCUACGAGACAUGCAAUCGAGACUAGUGCUCUUGAGCGAGAUAGACGACUGACGGAACGUAUUAUAUUUGAGUCCGCCAACGGGUCGUAGCGUCGAUUAACACAUUUCGUCUCAAUUCUCGCUAUGUGCCCGUAUCAGCCUUCCGAUCUUGAGGAGGACAGCUGUUUGACUCGAUUGAAAGGGAAUUCAACGCCGGGGUUGCAACUGAGUCCUUGGCAGGGUAGAUCGCAAAACACGCGCUAUUGACGUCUUACCGAGACGCGCUAAUCGUCGUGAAUUUUCAGUCUACCGCUUAAACAUCGCAGCUAUGCUCACGACGCGAAAAAACUGACGGUACUCGUGCUACACGAGAGAAAGAGAGAGAGAGAGGUGGGAGAGGCGCGGCGAAAUGUAAAAAUAAGAUAGAUGGGUGGAGUGAAACAUAAAAUACUAGGGUAAAGGUAAUAAUAAGCGCAUGUACUCUCGGGCGGUACAUUAUCGGUUAACGCGAAUAAAUAUAGAAGCAGGACGACCAGAGUUAAUAUUGGCUGAAUAAAAUAUAACAUUGCAUCAUACCUCAUUUAAAUUCAAGUGGGCUUUAUUUUCUGUCAGGAUUUUUAGCCGAUGUUUAAUUAAUGGAAAUAUUUUACGUGGGGGUUGGAAAGCUCCCCCGAUCGGCCGGGCUAUUGCUUCUACCCGAAAUUCCCGUAUGAAAAGGUCGACUCCGCAUUCGUGAAAGAGCGUCGUCAAAAUUUAAUGCGCGCGCAAGUGGGACACCAUGUAUAUUUAUUCCUCUCGUCCCUUUUAUAUGGAUAUCUUAUUCUUGUAUUUCAUCGCGUUGUCUCCCGAUAUAUUGUGCGCGCGAUCAAUGUCAGUCGGUUCGCACGAUCUCACCGGCGACCGGCUCUCCACAGACAAUCGGUCUCGUUUUCUUUCGCAGCGCGCAGAAAACUGAAGCGCGACUUUACGCAAUUUUUCGAAACGCGUCGCGUCGCUCCGCGAUGACUCACCGCGCCGCGAAUCAAGAUUAACGGAGUGGCUUUUCCGCGAAAUCCACGCCACGCAAUAAAACUGCGGCGGCGUUAGUCGCCUCGGCGAUUAUUUUCGCGCUGGGAUUUUUGCUUCCGGGAAAAUGACGACAGGCUCGCCAGUUUUUGUCUGGCGCGCGACGCGCAAAUUGAAGUCAUAAUAAUAUCUCAUCGUUAUAACGUUCUGCUUCUCCUCAUGGACGGGUCUUGUCGUGUUCCAUGGUCGCCGGCCGAUGCAAAAUUGAUCCGAGAAUGACGUCCAGCCAGGCGCAAUAAUUGUUGCAACGUGCUCGUGGGAAAAAAACGUGAAAGAAAAAAAGAAAACGACAUUUCCAUUUCCUUUUCAAAUGCGAUAUCUCUGGAUACAACCGGACACGAUAUCGAUAUUUCUUUUAAGAUGUAACUGUUCUCCUUUUACGCAUUUUCACGGGAAUAAGACUGCGUGUCCAAGAGCAUCUCGGGUAAAUCUUAUCUCUCUAUUUUUCGCGAAGUCGCAUUAUCUAUCGCGCUCUGAAGCGGCGAUAUUUGACGUCACGUUUCGCGACUCUUUGUGACGCGCUCCCAACAACUAUCUCUUUCAAGGAAACUAUCUCUUUCGAACUUCGUCUCACGAAACAUUUUUUCCACCGAUAGAAUAUAAUUCGACGACGAUCAUCGCAGGGACCGCUCGGCUGACGACUCCUCGCGCGAAAACUUAUUCCAUCGCGAUUAACGCUAACAGAUGUCAGCGGCUGACGAAGUUUAAUCGUUCGUUGUCUUCUUCCCGCGCCCGUAACGUCCAACGACGCGGGGAUUUGGUGCUGGCUCUGAACAUCGAUUAAGUCGCUUUUAAUCGUUCAGAAGAAGCAACUCUACGCCUCGUCCUUUUCUUCCCUCUCGCGCGAAUUGCUUUAUCGCGACGAAUCCCGUCGUCGACGUGUAUUGUGGCCACAAAUUCUAAAGCACUGAAAUGUGGCUGCUACGCGAUGUCAUUCGCGAUCACCUGGCCUCGUACGUGAUUUUCGCGACACGCGAGCUUCGUGGCGACUCGCACGACGUCUUCGUGUCGAAACCGCGCGGGGUUUUUCCGGAAAGCGACACAGCACGAUCGAUCGAAUCGACGUGCCUUUUCCAACGCGACGUCGUUUAAAUGGACAUUUGCUUCGGCAAACGGAACUGUAAGACCUGUCUGCUCUCUCGUUGACAAAACAUACCAGUGCUUCGGCACAAAAGUAUCACUAUUCAGUGAUAACGAAAACAAGUAUCACGAAAAUGUGAAGAAAGACGUCUCUCCCCCUUUUCCAAGACUUUGUAAAAUUUUAUUUCGCAGCAACGACUUUUUCUUUUCCUUUUUUUUUCAUUAUUAAAAAGUAGAGAACCUCGCGGAUAAUAUAUUGCGAGUAGCCUAGGCUUCCGAGUAUUCCAAAGAUAGGUCCUGAUGAGUGCGCGCGACCAUCGAUCGACGACGAGAGCUGCCUAAGCACCCUAAGGAUCGCCGAUAAUCGGCAAACAAGCGGAUAAUGGACGGUUUCGCGUAUACCGUUUGUAACUCAAUUACAGCCGCGGGAUAUAAUUGAAAAACCGAUUGUCAGUAAUCGGAGACGAUUAUGCUUCGAAACGUGCUAUAUAUCCGUUACGCGCAAAUGUUUACACGUUCUGACGACAUCGGGCUGCUGUUGCGGAGAUAUUAUUGCUGCGCUGUUACAAUGAGCAACCACAUGGUAAUAUUAUAUGAUACUAUAUAUGGAGUGUCACUAUUAAAAAAAAAAAAGGGAAACUCGAACGUCCUGUUUUGAAACGCGACACUGGCAAAUAUAUGUGCGUUAUUGGUAAUAAAUCGAAGUACCGCUCUCAGAUUUUCGAAAUUGCGCGUGAAUUUGCAUUACUUUUGCAAAAAAAAAAACGAAUAGCUCGUGUCGGAGGGAAAUAGAGGAAGAGAAAAGGAAAAGAGAGAACCGUGCAAUAAUAGUUUUAUUUCGAACGUAUAAAAUUUAAUUAAAUUGUACAAAGGUCUAAAAUUUAAUACGGCCACUGAAAUAUAAUUUUAUAAAAUUUUGCAUUAAUGUCAAUUAUAUUUCAGUAUCGUAUCAUGCACGCUUUAGUUUUAUACGCGGAAUUAAAAGAUUAACGGCAAAUUUUGGAGCUACGAAAAUACGCAAUUUUUUUCUCCGGCUCUAUGUAAAAACGGUAGACUUUCAAAAGUGUAUGAUAUCACUGCCGGUGUGCCACGUACAUAUUCAAAUCCGCCAAUUUAUUCCGCACACGUAUCCCCCUUUUUCCUCGGACCUCUCUUCCGUGUGCCGGUAUGCACAUCCUACGACUGCAACAGUGGUUUUCGAAAUCAAACAGUCUAACCGAUCGGCCCGCCCUACCUAUUACAUGAUGCGAAGGUAAUCGGCUAACAGUCUUUUUUUCUUUUUUCAAAUCCACGCGUACACACAAUUUACACGUUUCCGGCAUUAUUUCGGCGCGCGAGAUCAACUUCGCACGGGUUACGAGCCGCGGGCGCGCUCUCACAGCACAUUGAAUCUAAGUAUCUCGCGCAUUAUCUUUAGCAUCGCGAGAGAUCGAAGGCCGCGUUAUACCUAUCGCGCGCGAUAAUUAAUCCCAGAUUAGCCGUUCGCCGUUCAUUAGUAGGUCAUAGUCCUACCUUUAAAUAGACACGGUGCUACCGGACACACACGAGUAACUAAUUAGUGCCAAUAAGUUAGCGGUAUUCCAAUUACCAACUAAUAACGAAGCACCGAUAAUGCGGCAUUAACAAUGUCGCGCCGGUGACAAUACGGAGACGUGUCACAAAAAUAUUUCAUCAAAAUCUCGAGACUACGUGACGAAAGGUCGGGUCCUGUGUCGAAAUUUUGAUCCCGCUUUCGACAUCAAUAUUCCAUCAAACGCCUCUACCUCGACACUCUGAAGUUUACAUCAACCUUCUUUGAUUUUAUCUAACCUGUUAACUUUUUAAACGGGAAAAUCAUCUUUGGAAACUACACGGGAAAAAAACAGCUCCGUUAGUGUAACUGAAUUUUCUGUUACUUGGGGAGCAGGUGAAAAACUCGGCUGUGGGAACAGAAAGAUUCCCGUAGGAGAGAAUUUCUGCUCAGUCAAUUGCUCUCGGUUACCUCAACCGAGUUUUCAUGCAGCUGAACGUUCAGACGAAUGUUUUCGGUCACGGUAAAGCCCGCUCUACAAUGUGCUCUCUUUAUGUCCCGUUCCUUGUUCUCUAUCUUUUUCUGGCUAAAGGCUUGAGCUUCGAGUCAGAGAGAAAUCAAGAGAAAGAAACAGAAAGCAAAGAACACAUUGUAGAUCUGGGCUAACGGAGGAUAUUAUUUCUCAUUUCAGUGAAUUUUUCGCCCGACCCCCGUUCAGUUGCCCAAGCUGACAUCUUUUCCUUCCGUGUACAAAUGGUAUUUUGUGCGUUCUCUGCUGUUUAAAGGCGCCAAGUAGAACUUCAAUUUCCGUGUGUUUUAACCCUAGAACUCUAAACACAGGUAAAAUUUAUCCAGACCGACGUUUUAAACAUUACGCGAAAAAUAUGUAUCUCGUUUUUUCAUUAUAACCUUUUCAAAUUCAUUAAAUUGCGAAAACAUUAGUAGAUUCAUAUUCCCCCUCUACGCCGAUUGGAAAAAGGGAUUGAAUUUCGAUCAUUUUUCCGGAAGUUAUAAGCAAAUGAAAAUGCACUCGGUGAAAUUUAUCCGUGUUUCAGGUUUAAGUAACUUUUUGACGUUCAGGCUUCUUAUAUUAAACAUAAACUGAUCCUUGAGAAUAUACAGAUGUUGAAAGGUUCAGAUCGACAGAGCAGGGCUAAACUUUUCAGGGCUAAAAUUUCGACUCGGUACGGCUCGUCGCGAUUCUCAUCGCGUUCCUCGUCGCGUUCCUCGUCGCGUUCCUCGUCGCGUUCUUCGUCGCGUUCUUCCAGCGUGCAGCAAGGGAGACGCUAUCGAUAUCUAUCUUUACCAAUGCUCGAGUCGAUCAGCAGGCCGGCUCGACGUGCCGGGGCCAGUUUACUAAACUCGGUUUUACGGUGCAGUUGGUACCUCGUUACGCGUUGCUUGUCCGAGAUCAGGGCCGUACGCGCGCGAUGGGAGGAGGAGGCGGAGAAUGAGGAUGUGGAGGAGCGAGGAGAGGACUCUGACGCAGUCACGCGGCUGCGAAAGGCACGGCGCCGCGGCUGCGCCGGCACAUUAUGCCGACUUGGGCUCUUCGUCGUGCGGUGCGAACGACCUCGACUCGACUCGAUUCGCUCGCGCAUAUACAGCGGAGGAUAGAAGCCGCGGAGCGCGCCGAUAACGAUAACCCUACACGAAGGCCCGCGUACGAUCGAUGUUUACUGUCGUUACUCGGCCGACAUUGACAUUAUUAACGGUGGAGAGAAAACGUCGCUGACCGAGAUCGGUCAGGGCGCGAGUCACAAUCGGCAUAUUUUUCGACGAGUACGGGAGUGUAUGCGUAGAGGCUGUCCCGAAAAAUCGCGACCUUCGCGAUUAAUGAUGCCGAUGCCGCAGGGCGUGGCCAAUCUUUCGUCAGGAAAUACCUCGAUAUUCGAUGUUAAAUGUCUCGGUAAUUAAAGCAGAAAUUAAGGAUUCCGAUGAGGCGCACGGUCGUGACUCGGAAGCUCGUAAAAAUUCCGUCACUCCCGAGUCGCUUUUGAUUCGGACGGUCUCUUGCAACUCGGCGCGCUUCAGUUGAGGCAAAAUCGACUUCGCGUUGAUCAGAUAUUCCGUGAAUGAAAGCAACGGAGUUAGUUGAGAGAAAGAGAGGGAGAGAGAGAGAGAGAUCGCGCGCGUAUUAUAUUCAGUAUGUAGUGCACGAAAAUUUAUAUUAGACAAUAAUAAAUAUUUAUCCGUCGGAUCCUUUGUAAAAAAAUCAAGGGAUUCCGGCUGUUGAAAACUACAGAGGGUAUUCCUCUGUAAGAACAUUGCACUCUCCGUUGGAGCGGACCGCGCAAUAUAUUGCGAUAUAACGCUGUUUUGAUGCUGUCCAUUGUGAAUAAUGAAUGGUGGAGGCAUUCGUGGGGUAGGAGAGGGAGAAACGAAGAGACAGAGAGAGAGAGAGAGAGAGAGAGAGAGGAGCGAGUAGGGAGGAGAGAGGGAUCAAUACCGAUGAUAAUCGAGAGUAGCGACGUGCCUCAGCAGUGGCUCCAAGUUUCUUACGUGGCCGUGCCCAACAUCGUUUUAGAGCGGUUGAACGGCCGCGUCGUAUUUCUCCGUGUAAAUACCCGCGACUGUGGGCGCGCGAAACGUUGACAUAAUAUUUAUAUCGCUUUCGAACGUGUUUACCGUGAGCCAUGGAUUAACGAACCGGUCGCGACGGAUUUGUUUUCUCGCGAGGAUAAGUCUUGUGCGAAUCAGCAAACGAGCGAAUACGCGUGUGAAAAAAAAUCAAUGGAAACAAAAUAAUAGAGCUAGGGACAACGCUGUAACAUCCGCUGCUUAUGCACGGACCAAGUCAGCGCGUUUGAAAUAUAUUCCGGCCAAACAUUUGACGAUUCUGAGUGCAAAGAUUCCCGAAAAAGCUCUCGCGCCCGACUUGUUCAUCUGUAAGUACCCGAGUCGAAAUUUCAGUCGUACUUUUCACUUCUCAACAUUCGUACGUCCUGAAGGAUCAAUGUGUGUUUAGGACUCCUACUUCCUCGCCGCAGAAUUCUCGAUUGAUGACGCCAGAGGCAAAAGAACGCGCGCCUGAAAUUCUUGUGAAAUACACCGAAGUAAAAGAACAGGUUCAUAAAGCGACCCUUAGUUCGAUUGAGCGUUUUUAUGAAAUACUUCGAAAACUUUCCUUUUGCUGUUAAUAUAUAAUCAUAAAAUUAAUGCGACAUGCAGCCCUUUCGGUCUUUUCCUCGACCCUAAUUUCACGACUAUUUAUUGAUUGUUGGAGUAAAAGGAGAGUUUUCGUAAUACCUGACGAAUGUGCUCAGUCGAUUACAAGUGCCACUUUGUGGACAUAACCUUUUAUUUCGAGGUAUUCAUUCGAUAAGAAUUUUGGUGUUCUCCCGCUCUUCUGACAUCGCUAAUCAAGAUGGCCGCGGCGAGGACAGACGUCUUUUGAUACGCAUGGAAACUGAAGCUCUAUUUAGCGGCUCUAAACGGCAGGAAACGCAUAAAAUGUCACUGGUAGUUUUCAGAAGGAAGCUCCGAAGGCAAAGCUAGAUAGAGUCGAAAGAGAUUGACGCAGGUUUCAAAGUGUCAAAGUAGUCGUUAAUUGGAGUAUGGGAUUGAAAUUUCGACUCGGGCAAAUUCCUAUUGGGUAAACAUUGCUCAGAUGUCAGGCUCGAGACAUACUUCCGGAAUUUGGUGACUUUCGUGUACGUACACACGUACAAUCGGCAGCUGCGAAAUUUUGUCACCUGUUAGGUCGCGAAUCGUCAAUUAUAAUAUCGCUUCUCGCGAGGCCACGGCGAGACGCCCGCGUGAGCAAAGUCGGUAAAUAAUCAGUAACGAACGGCGACGUGAAGUUACAGUCUGUGCCGUCUGCCUGAUCGGCGCGGUUAUUGUUCGGAAGCUGGAAACGUGCUCGCCACGUCGGGCAGGUCAGGGUGUGUCUGUGAUCCCGCGCGUGCUUGGAAUAGCCGCGCGAUAAAAUCGAUGGCGCCAAUCGAUAAUUGGGACACGCACGGCGCGCGGUGGAGUCGCGAGCGACGAUUCGGCCGAGACGACGAGCGAUAACGGUAUAAUUUCUGUCGAGUUCAGAUUGGGAUAACCGAAAACACGCAUGAUAAUGAGAUUCAUGUUUAUUCACGAAUAAAUGAGACGCGACACAUGUGUCGUAAGAUGCUCGUUCGCGCGCGUUCAAGAAUAGUCGUCGGAAUUAUAUGCGGAUUUUUUUUCAACGCCGCUUCUCUCUCACGAGGUAAUUCGCGCGACGCGCGCUUCGUCCAGGGCGAACGCGUCUCGUCGACAUACGACACUUUUAGAAAUGGUAGCGCUGCCUCGCUAGCAGCCGAGAGAACAAAAACAAGAAGAAGAGCGCGCGAGCUCGUGAAUGGAAUACCGCGGAUUUAUUAUUAGCGCUUGAACGCGAGCCUCUUGCUAUUGUUGCCGUCCGUAUUCUGCGCGAUAAUUGGCCGCUGAUGAUGUACUUUCAAACACCGUGCCGGCGCGAACUGAAAUACGCGCCGCGCGUAUUGUUAGCCGCCGAUCGUCCCGAUCCGCGGACGCCUUUCCACGUUUAAUUCCGGCUAAUACGGGACUCGGGGAAUCGCGCUGGGAACUCGCACCGUAGCUCGCAGCUUUUCUCACGCGUAACGCGUGUCUAUUCGCCUCGAGUCGACCGCGUAAUUAGCCAUUGACAAUCGCACAAGUACGAUUGCCUCGAUAGUCAUUAUCGUUCGAUCGCAAUUUUAUCCAUUAUUGUCUCGAAAUUCUCAACGAUGAAUCUCGCUGUCUAUUCCCGAGUCGAAACAUCGCUUCUGUAUUAAACCUGUCCACGGAAUUCCGUCAAAUUUGAAGAACCAAUGAAGAGUCUCGAGAUAUAACACUGUACAGGCUAUUAUUUUUCGAUGCCAUAGAAAUGCGGCUGCUUACCGCGGUGAGCUUUGGAGUAGUAUUUAAAAACUAUUCAACAUCUUCUCAAUAAUGCAUCCAAUCUCGCUUAAUUUUUAAUUUCAAUGAGCAAUGUAUCAAUUAUGCAUCGGGUUCAACUGCACAUAGAAUAUCGCGAUGAGUAAGCAUUAAAUGAUAUAAUAAGUAUUGACAGAUGAAUGAGUAAACAAACAAAUAGUUCUUCUUUCGUAAUCUCUCUAUCAUUAAUUCGCAUUGACGUCGGAAAUUUCGAUAGAGGAUUUAUGACACUUUAAAAAGGAUAAAGAAAGAGUUGUAAGCCUCGUCGCUUGCUGGCGCUGCGUCCUGUAAAUCCGUCCUGAAGUUAGCUCAUGGUCGACAUCGUGGUCAGACAUUCAGUGGCGCCACGCGAAAGCACGAUCGGAGGUGCGGCGUUAAUUAAUGACCGUACGUUUCGUACAUACCGCGCGUGUGCAAUCGCUUUCAUCAUUCUACCACCUCGUAGAGAUUCGAGUGUUUCACUAUAAGAAUUAUUAAAGAUAUUAUUUGAUGAGCGUUAAUCUGUGUGUCGCGACUUCUUGGCCACCGUGUGUACGCCGCCGUCAUUGAUUGGCGAGCGAUGCCAGCUUGCGAUUGGGUGACUUUGUCCCUUUCGAGGUUAGCGAUAUUGUCAAGAUAUCUCCUCUCGUUGCGACGCGUCAUUACGUCUCGAGCCGACAAAUAACGCGCAUAGCGCGGCGCGUUGUUUACAAUUCUCGCCGGGUGAUCGAAAUAUUUCGUCGGUCCUUGAGAUGCUUAUUCGUCUCGGCAUGGCGUUAGUUGACGUGCGUUUCUUCGUGCGGGAAAAUCGUGGUCGCGCGAGUGUCAGUGUAUAUCUGAAAUCACGCCAGGAGAGCUGAAUGCUGAAUCGGGAUACGAGAAGGACGCAGGACACCGGAUGCAAAACAUAAUCAGGGAAACAUUUCGAGGUGUGUCAAAACAUAUGUGUUGAGGAGACGCGUUGACGAAGAAACCGAGGUUUCCGAUUUCCAAGAUCUCGCUGGUUUAUGCGUAGCCGUUGCAGCGACAAGUCUUGGCGGAGGAAGGUCGAACAUCCCUCGGCACUCUACUCGGUCUGAUCGGACCCGAGAAACCCGCAUCGAGCAGCGAAAAACGUUGGCGGGACGGAGGAGGAGGUGGAGGAGGUGGGCGAGGAGAGUACGGUGAACCGGAAGAAGUACGGUGGCCGGCUCGGUCGAGGAGUUCGCCGCGGUGCCGGACCCGCGCAUGCUUCAACAACGAGGCUGUACCGUAGCAGCAACGACACCACCCGUGACGACGAGCUCAUCAUCAUCAUCAUCCAACAUGUUCCCGCAGCAAUACUGCCUGAGAUGGAAGUACCAUCACAGCAACCUGCAGACCAUGUUCUCGCAGCUGCUCGAGCGGCAGGCCUAUUGCGACGUCACGCUCGCCUGCGAGGGCAAGACGCUGCGAGCGCACAAGGUUGUACUGUCGGCGUGCAGCACAUACUUCGACACGAUUCUAUCGCAGUACGAGGAGAAGGACCCCAUCGUCAUCAUGCGUGACGUCAAAUUCUCAGACAUCAAAGUGCUCGUGGAGUUCAUGUACAAGGGAGAGAUCAACAUUGACCACACGAGGCUGUCGUCGUUGCUGAAAACCGCCGAGGAUUUACACAUCAAGGGUCUCGCCGAGGUCAGCUGGCGCAGCGAUUCCGCGCAAAACGACCUGAACAACACCGGCCACAGUCCCGGCGCCGCAACUCCCGGCGUGGAAACUGUCUUGAGGGAAGGCGACGCCGAUGAGCCACCACCUCCCAAACAGAGACGCAGGGGCCGUCCGCCUCUGGACGAUCCACCCUCGGCGCACGACGUAUUUACACCGAAAAUCACGUGUAUCACCGGAAAUACUCGCGGCGGGUAUUACGCAUACGGGCUAACCACGCGCGACUCUAAUGUGUCACGUCGAACCUUUUCCCAGGAGGAAAUGAUGAGCGAAGGCGGUGACCACGAGAGUUGGGACGACGACGUGAUGAUGAAUGAGAAUAACGAAACGCCACUGCCUGUGCUGUCUUACAUGUCAAAGGAUGACAGCACAUCUGAUCAGGAAAAGAAAGCGCCUAGCACCCCAUCAAACUCCAACGCCACAAAUCCAUCGAUUCCCGAGCAAUUCCGAGACGUGAUAAAGAUGAACGAUUAUCUGACGACGGGUCGCAGACAGGAGUUCUGGGAGGAGCCGUUCACGCGACGCGUUAUGGACGCGAUCAAGAGCAAAGAACUGGAGAUGAAGACUGCCGCCGAGAUACUCGGCGUCUCAUACGGCACCCUCUACGGCAGAUAUCGUGACAGUUACGGUUGCCUUAAACACCCGUACAGAGUGCGGGAUUUUUGGUCUGAGCCGGGCCCUGCCGAAGUGCUGGCGAAGCUGCGGAGGAAGGAGAUAACGUUGUUUCGCGCUGCCGAAAUCCUCAACGUGACCGUCCAUACACUGGCGACGUACCUGGCGACGUUGCAGGGUUCGGACAGGGUAUUCAUAGCCAGCGACGGCCCGGCGCCCGGCAACAUCGACGGCAACAACGAGCCGACGGAGAACAGCGAGUCGAUGAACGACAUCCUGCAGAAGAUCAACGCGACCGCUGCGACUGCGGCGACGCUGACGACGACCACGCCGAUCAAGCGCGAGGGCGGCGGCUACAUCGAGGUGCCGACGGCGGUGCCGAAGGCCGCAACGUCCGUGCUGGAGAACAAUCCGGACAUCACGAUCGUCAAGACCGAGAACAUGCUGCGCAAGCGUGAGUACACGAAGGUGUCCAAUACCGAGAACAACAACGCGAAACUGAUGAGCGGCGGCGCCGUCAGUGAAGUCAGCCAGCAGCAGCAACAGCAGCAGCAACAGCAGAAGCUCGCCGACCCAUUGUCCCUGAGCAAUGACAACAGCAAACCCUAACUAUUCAGACCCUAUCUGACACCAGCGAACCCGCGAGCACCACCGAGCGCCAGCUACAGAUCCGACCUGUGCCCGCGCAGUUUCUAUUCCAACGUGUUUACUCGCUUUCUCACGAAUUUUCAUUUGAAAUAGAGAGGCAAGUGAGGGCGACGGUUGGUGCGGAUCGUCAUCGCCUCGUCGUCGCCUCGUCGUCGCUGUCGCCGUCGCCGUCGUCGUCGCCCAUGUCGCGCUAGGGCGCCGAUAUAUCCCGCGCACGCGGGUUCGUACUCCGAAAGAGUAGCUUUAGACAAUCUCGCGCGUAAUCGGUCGUUGACGAUUAGGGAAGGGCCGUGGCUGGCCGUCGGGACGGAGAGAGAGAGAGAGAGAGAGAGACACAGAAAGACAGAAAGAAAGAGAGAGAGAGAAGCGAAAACUCUGGCGUACGGCCGACUCAGACCCAGCAAAACGAAAGUGCCACUGCAAAGCGUGUGGAAUCACCGCAAAACGAAUAGAAAGAACAUAAAGACAGAGAGAAAGGCAGGAAGAGAGACGGGAAGGAAGGAAGAAAGAGAGAGAGGAAAGAGAAGAUGGAGACAAGCGUACGCUUCGUCGUGCCUUGGAGUCGGUCGCGAUUCUCACGGAUGCGACCACGGCCCGCCGGUAUUUUCCACGUUGAUGAAAAAGGGUGUUAAUGUCGCGCGAUAUCCGCUCCCCGGCCCCUCGAGGAGUUUAGUAUACCAGCGUUGUUGACGUUGAAAUUUCUCCCGUUUUACUUCACGAAUCGGUUCGCUUUGAUCUACGUCGGUGGCGCGCGCGCGCGCGCGCGUGUAUACUUGCAUGCACGCGCGAUCUUGGCCUUCGUGAGGAAAAGGAUAAAGAGCAAGGAAACAGAGGGAAAAGCGUAUAAUAAAAAAAAAAGUUCAAUCGAAGUUCCUUUUGAAUAACGAUGUAGAGAUGUAUUAUUGCAAAAGAAUGCCUAGACUAUUUUCUGCCGCAUGUGUCUGUAUGGUAGCACGUAAAGAGCGACAAUAUAUUCACCACAAGUAGAUCCAUCAUAGUAAAUACACCAUGGCGUGAGAGGUGACGGUCCUUCGACGUAGAUGUUCCUCGUGCGAUCGUCGUUAGGAUGCAUGAACGCGUUUUCAGUUGGUGUUCCGUACGAUACACGAUACGAACGUGGGAAUUUAAAUCAUAAAAACGUGUACUAUUGGAAGGGGGCGUUCAAUUCGCGCGUCGCGAAAGGAAUACGCAGGACAACCGAGUCUUUUACAGAACAAGGCGACUGUAGAUAGUAUUCAACCACGACAUUUGUAUUUAGAAAAGUAUUCAAGAGCGUGGAAAUCGUCACUUAGUCGGGUUGCAGAGUAUCCAAUAGUAAAUCGUUUAUGAUUUAAAACGUAACUUCGAUGCGAUGGAAGCCUUAACACGUUAAAAUACCGGUCUCUCUGAUUUCGUUUACCGAUUCGCCGACGAGAUUGAUUUCGCGUACGCGUUUUGCUAGGGAUGGGAUCACGUACGCCAUUGGAUCUAGUAUCAUCGAUAUUGUGCCCGCGGCGUGUUUUCUCAAAACAUCUUUUGUGACUAGCAAACAUAUAAAGUAUAAUUGAAAUCUGUGACCAAGCCAAAAUGUAAGUCUCUUCAGCUAUGACAGUAUUAUAAUAGGAACACUUUGGCAACUUCUUCGAAUUUUUACUCGUUGAAUUGUAACAUAAAUUAAAGAAAACUUAAAGAGAACAAACUGACUCUCGCAUUUGCUGAGAAGUACCAAGUAUCGUUAUAAUCAUUUCAAAAUUAUUGGUUAUAUUUGCUCGCGGGUUGUGAACACGCGAGAGAACAUACUGAACCUAGUCCCAUCCCUAGUUAUCGUAUCUUUUGGAAAAUGUCGUGUGAAGCGACCAAGUUCGGUUUUAAAACGGCCAGGCGCGAUUGAGCGAAGACAUUUGCAAUCGGCUGCAAUUUUGCAUGUCGCGCGAGAGAGAAAGAGAGUUCUCGAAAAAAUCGCGACGACUGCCUUCUUUGAGUAUUCGGAACGUUUACGGGAUUGUCUGUGUCUGCGCUUAAAAUGGUACAAUUCUAUUUUCUUUCUCUUUUUAUACCAGUAUGUAACUCUAAACGUAGCGUAGGAACAUUUUAGAGACAUUAGCAAUGUAUGCGAGGAGUUUCCUUUCUUUUUUUAAGGAGGAACAUUUUUAGUAGCUUUUAUUUGAACGAUAAUCGCCGAUUAAUAUCAAAGAUAAUUCGUUUAAUGAGACAAGUACGAAAUAUAAACGUCCAUUGUAAAUAUUGGUGCAAUAGCGAAAUGUGAAAAUUAAUAUUAUUUGGCACAAAAAGUGUGUGUCCGAGCACUAUUUUAAGAAGGAUCAAACAAAAACAAAGGAAAACAAGAAGAAAUGGUAGUAUGACUCUUUUACAUCGUGCAAUGUUUGAGUCCUCGUUGUAAAAAGCAAAGAGGACGAUAUCGAAGUAGCAUUAUCGAAAAUGCCUUGUUGGUAUACCAACACGCGAUUCCGUUUAGUUUACUUUCUUCGUAAGCUUUCACACAGGCGCGCGGUGUCUAAGUUAAGUUAAGAUGGAAAAGUGGAAAACCAGACUAACCGCGUGCUAUAUAAAUAUAUACAUGUGUACACGCACGCGCGUGUGUGACGCAUGUAUGUAUAAAAUCCAUAUUAGAAUAACCGUACUCCAUGAGACAUUGACUGGAAAUGAGUAUUCCUGUUCGCUGAAGGUAAAACUAAGUAAGAACUAAUAGUAUAGUAGAGGUAUCUCCGAUGAUAUUUUUCGAUGAUAUAAGACUUAGUUGCAUUGGAGAGGAUUUAUUAUCGCGGAGGGUACUUGUAAAGUAAUCCGAACGUGCGAGCAAUCCGAAGUACGAAACGCGCGAAGUCGCGAGAAGCCGACAGGCACGGCGUUCAUCUCGUCGUCGGGAGCUUCGGUAUGACGAGAAAGAGCGAAAAGACGGCUAUAUCGCGAGAUGUGUAAAUACGACAGUGUAUGAUAAUAGCAUGGAGAAUACUUCGAGUCGCGCAUUCUUUGUACACGAAUGCGUAAUGUAUAUGUACCUACUCUCUUUAAACGGACCCUGAAGUCGACUGACUACUAAGGUAACGAAAAGGAAACAAAAGAAAAACCGAAGAAAAAUACAAAAAUAAGGGAGAAGCGUAACGAUAAGUAUCGAGAUACUCUCGAUUAAGUGUGAGGCGCACUGUCAGUGAGACACACACAUGAGACACACAUACACACUGUCACAUACGCUCACAGGCACACAGUUGUACGUUGCGGGCUCUACGAGAGAAAGUAUUUUCGGCAGACUUGCCGAUGACUUAUCUGACGAAUGAAGUACUCUCUUUAGUCUACUUUGUAUAUUUAAGGAAAUAUCGUUUUGCCAUCGGACGCGAAGAGCGAGGUUUUUCGAUUACUUUACGAGUGCUCCGGCUCGAUUAUUUUUAUCGUAUAUGAUAUCAUUUUAUAUUGUACGCAGAGCAACACACGUCGCACGUUUAGAAUAAUUUUAUUCGUAUCUCUUAAAAAAGUACCGGCAGAGAAAUGAAAGGAAAAGAUCUGUUCAUCCUCACUCUUUAAUUUAAUAUUUUCAUCAGAAACUCAUUGCGUCUUAUAUUGAGCUUUCGUAUUAAGCAAGAGAUAGCAACUUCUCUCUUUUUUCUCCUCUAUAUAUUUUUCUUUCUUUUUUUUUUUUUUGAAGUAAAAUAAGACUAAAACAUACCAAAUGUGAGAAAUGUAAGGACAAGUUUUGUUAGAUUAGUAUCUAUCGCAUAUCAAGGAAGCAGAAAUACAUGCGCUGAAACACUCUGUAUUUGCCUACGGCGUCCGGGUAGGUUUAUCUGGGACGCGCGAGACCACUUUUACUCUAGCAAGAGUAUACGACUAGAAGUAUUAAUAUUUAAUAAUAAUGAUCCAAUACAAAUUGUCCCGAAUGGAUGGUCAUGUUUUUGAGAAUCCACGCUGAGCCAUGGAACAAAUGAGAAUCAUUUAAAAUCUUAUUGGGAGUAUUUUAAUUUCUUUGUUAUAUAUUAUUUUAUUAUUAUUAUAUUAUUAUUAUAUACACUAUAUUAGUUCAAGUUUUUUUAAGUUUAUUAUAUGAAGCUAGGGAGAUCUCUAGAUAGAAUUUAUCUCGACGAUAUGUGUGUGUGUGUAUACUAUACAUACACACAUAUAUAUAUAUGUAUAUAUAUAUACACACACAUACACAUAUACAUUUAUUGAGGCAUAUGAUCUUUGUGUAUUUUCUAUUUUUAUUCAACACACAUAUACACAUGUAUGGAUAUGUGUAAAUUUCCUUUUUUUAACGAGAGCGCCCGCGGAUUAUUAUUAAAGUACAAAACGUGUCAGUCUCUCGAUUCUAAUUCGGGACGCGUGUCGUAGAGCGACGCUGUUUGUAAGCGCGUGUAUGCCAAAUCGUAUGCUCAAAGACUGAUGGCCAUUCAUUUGGAGGUUCUUGUAUCAUAAGCACACAUCGGGUGCAGCAUUAUUGUUACGCGACGGGCGAAAGGGAGAGAGAGAAAGAGAGUGCGAGAGAGGGAGAGUUAGCGGGUGCGUGAUCGCGACUGCAUUGUACGACAGGACAAGACUAGCCUAUUGGCGAACGAUGCCGCGCUUUUGAAACGCGGUCGUCGUACCAUGAGACUAAAAAAAAAUCGAUAUCAUAAUUAAUUGUGUCGUUUGAUAUAAACGAGUGACGAGUAAUAGUAUGUAUCAUCGUUUUAUACACAACCUUAUUAAUAUCUUCGUACACUAUGUACAUUCCUAGUAUACACGCUCUUCAUUGUCAUUACACGUUGCAUUACACGCGCAUAACGGAAGAAAAAAAACGCAUGGACCUAUUAUACAUAUAUAAAUAUAAAUAUAUAUAUAUAAAAUAUA